AUGAGCGGGUCGCGGAAUAACCGUGUGAUGGUGGAGGGGGUCGGGGCCCGGGUGGUGCGGGGCCCCGACUGGAAGUGGGGCAAGCAGGACGGCGGCGAGGGCCAUGGGGGCACCGUGCGCAGCUUCGAGAGCCCCGAGGAGGUGGUGGUCGUCUGGGACAACGGCACCGCCGCCAACUACCGCUGCUCCGGGGCCUACGACCUCCGCAUCCUGGACAGCGCGCCCACCGGCAUUAAGCACGAUGGAACCAUGUGUGACACCUGCCGCCAGCAGCCGAUCAUUGGGAUCCGAUGGAAAUGUGCCGAGUGCACCAAUUAUGACUUGUGUACAGUCUGUUACCAUGGGGACAAGCAUCACUUAAGGCAUCGUUUUUAUCGAAUCACCACCCCAGGCAGUGAAAGGGUACUCUUAGAGUCUCGUCGAAAAUCAAAGAAAAUUACCGCUCGAGGAAUCUUCGCCGGUGCCAGGGUGGUGCGAGGGGUAGAUUGGCAAUGGGAAGACCAAGAUGGUGGCAACGGGCGUAGAGGAAAGGUAACAGAAAUUCAAGACUGGAGCGCAUCCAGCCCACACAGUGCAGCCUAUGUUCUGUGGGACAAUGGUGCUAAGAACCUUUACAGGGUCGGCUUUGAGGGCAUGUCUGACCUGAAAUGUGUCCAGGAUGCCAAAGGAGGUUCUUUCUACCGAGACCACUGCCCUGUUCUAGGGGAGCAGAACGGUAACCGAAAUCCGGGUGGGCUUCAGAUUGGUGAUCUCGUGAACAUAGAUCUUGAUCUGGAAAUUGUCCAGUCUUUACAACAUGGUCACGGAGGGUGGACCGACGGCAUGUUUGAGACUUUAACCACAACCGGCACCGUUUGUGGCAUUGAUGAAGAUCAUGACAUUGUAGUGCAGUACCCAAGCGGCAAUAGGUGGACCUUCAAUCCAGCUGUCCUUACUAAAGCCAAUGUGGUCCGAAGCGGGGACGCCGCUCAGGGGGCCGAAGGGGGCAGUUCGCAAUUUCAAGUUGGCGACCUGGUGCAAGUCUGUUACGAUCUAGAACGAAUUAAACUUCUGCAAAGAGGGCAUGGCGAGUGGGCAGAAGCUAUGCUGCCUACCUUAGGAAAAGUUGGCCGGGUUCAGCAGAUUUAUUCUGACAGUGAUCUAAAGGUGGAAGUUUGUGGAACCUCUUGGACGUACAAUCCCGCGGCGGUCUCCAAGGUGGCGUCGGCAGGAUCAGCGAUCAGCAACGCAUCUGGGGAGAGACUGUCCCAACUGUUGAAGAAGCUGUUUGAAACCCAAGAAUCAGGGGACCUCAAUGAAGAACUCGUCAAAGCUGCUGCCAAUGGCGAUGUCGCUAAAGUCGAAGACUUGCUGAAGAGACCCGAUGUGGACGUGAACGGACAGUGCGCUGGCCAUACGGCUAUGCAGGCCGCGAGCCAGAAUGGACACGUUGACAUCUUGAAGUUACUCCUGAAGCAGAACGUGGAUGUGGAGGCAGAGGAUAAAGAUGGAGACAGAGCCGUCCAUCACGCGGCUUUUGGUGACGAAGGUGCUGUGAUCGAGGUGCUUCAUAGAGGGAGCGCAGAUUUGAAUGCCCGUAACAAACGCAGGCAGACCCCGCUUCACAUCGCCGUCAAUAAAGGCCACCUGCAAGUUGUGAAGACUCUGUUGGAUUUUGGCUGCCACCCCAGUCUCCAGGAUUCCGAAGGCGAUACUCCCCUCCACGACGCAAUAAGUAAAAAGCGGGAUGAUAUCCUGGCAGUCCUGUUAGAAGCCGGGGCAGACGUCACCAUUACCAAUAAUAACGGAUUCAAUGCUCUCCACCACGCCGCACUACGAGGAAACCCCAGUGCCAUGCGGGUGUUACUGUCCAAACUCCCCCGCCCGUGGAUCGUAGAUGAAAAGAAGGAUGAUGGCUACACCGCUUUGCACCUGGCGGCGCUCAACAAUCACGUAGAGGUGGCCGAACUGUUGGUGCAUCAGGGCAGUGCCAAUCUGGAUAUUCAGAACGUAAACCAGCAAACGGCACUACACCUUGCUGUGGAAAGACAGCACACCCAGAUCGUGAGGCUCUUAGUCCGAGCAGGUGCCAAACUGGAUAUUCAGGAUAAAGAUGGAGAUACUCCCUUACACGAGGCCCUGAGGCAUCAUACUUUGUCACAGCUCCGCCAGCUCCAAGACAUGCAAGACGUGGGAAAGGUUGACGCAGCCUGGGAGCCGUCCAAGAACACGUUAAUAAUGGGGCUUGGGACCCAGGGGGCGGAGAAGAAGAGCGCAGCAUCUAUUGCCUGCUUCCUCGCAGCCAACGGUGCGGACCUCGGUAUUCGGAAUAAAAAGGGGCAGUCUCCUCUUGACCUCUGCCCGGAUCCCAGCCUCUGCAAGGCUUUGGCAAAAUGUCACAAAGAAAAAGUCAGCGGUCAAGUGGGCUCCCGAAGUCCUUCUAUGAUCAGCAACGACUCCGAAACCUUAGAAGAGUGUAUGGUGUGUUCUGACAUGAAGCGAGAUACUCUUUUUGGGCCGUGUGGACACAUUGCUACGUGUUCCCUGUGUUCUCCACGAGUCAAGAAAUGCCUUAUCUGUAAAGAACAAGUUCAAUCCAGAACAAAGAUUGAAGAAUGUGUGGUGUGCUCCGACAAGAAAGCCGCAGUGCUUUUCCAACCUUGUGGCCAUAUGUGCGCUUGUGAGAAUUGUGCUAACUUGAUGAAGAAAUGUGUGCAGUGCCGGGCCGUGGUCGAACGGAGGGUGCCUUUCAUUAUGUGCUGUGGAGGGAAAGGCUCAGAAGACGCCACGGACGAUAUUUCAAGUGGAAACAUUCCAGUUUUACAGAAAGAUAAGGACAACACUAACGUCAACGCCGAUGUCCAGAAACUGCAGCAACAGUUACAAGACAUCAAAGAGCAGACGAUGUGCCCCGUGUGUCUGGAUCGCCUGAAGAAUAUGAUCUUCCUCUGCGGCCACGGGACGUGCCAGCUCUGUGGAGACCGGAUGAGCGAGUGCCCCAUCUGCCGCAAAGCCAUCGAACGCAGGAUCCUCUUGUAUUAAACCCAAACUCCACGGGGGCUGGUAAUAGCGAAGCCGUGUCCGCGGAUUUGGUCGUCUAGAACUUAACGAGCCUCCGAGGCCAGGGGCGGUUCUAAAGAAUUUAUUUCUAAUGCAGCAGGUUGUAAUUUCUCCAAGACCGAGAACGCACCCCAAACCCGACAAGCUAUGAAGCAGUAUUCGGACAGUCUAGUUUUGAACAUCGCUUGUCCAGGCCAGCCAACCCUUGUUUAAUUUAAAGCAGUUUUUCCAUCGCCACCAUCUGACAAAACCUCUUUGUAAGGGGACACUCUUCUCUAUUUUUUUUCUUAAUUUUUUUUUAUGGUACCAUUAUGUUUACUGUCACAUAAAAUCUCAAACAGCAAAUGACGUUCUUUAUCAUGCUGUCAGCGAUUGUCUUGUACAGGUCUCCGGACCUUGAUUUCAUUUUUCUCAUUAGUGCCCAGUGAGCGGAACAUAAAAUCGUGCCCGUUAACAGUUUUUCUUUGAAACGUAGAAUGAAAGAAAGGGGGGAAAAAAGUCAAUCCUUUAACUCUCCUGAGUUGAGAUCCACAUGACAGAUGUUGUGAAAGGGAUAUUACUGAUUUUAAGAGGAUGGGAGUUCAAGUUUGAUUUUAUUGUCCAUGUAAUUAAAUUGCCUCUAGUAGGUUUUUCAAGGGUAAUUUGAAAAUGGAGACUCAACAAUGACCAAUCAGCAUCUCACAGCAGAGACUGUUUUUCAGCUGUUUAGGAAAGAAAACAUUAAGGAACUUGUGCCCGGGCAUCAACUGCCACAUGUAAUACUAACGGUUGGAGUCUUACUGAAAAAUUGAAUAGAUGAUCCCAGUGGGAAAGCCAAGGGAAAAUCCGAAAGCUUACAAAGUUCUUUAGAUCCUAGUUGAAUCACAGUUGUUUUCGUGUUUUUAUUUCUACGUGUAAGGCUGGCUUAAAGGUGACUUCCGUUAAACCAGUCGAAACCCUUUAUGUUAAAUCCGUCCUGCAGAAAAUUCUCAGUAAACAGGAAGGGAGGUGUAAGGCCACUGGAUUGCUCAUACUGGACUAAGCCUUCAAAUGACAGCCAGCAUUAAUCUAGGCCAUUUGAAAAGCCGUUUACCGAACUGGCCUUCCAGGAUUUUAUAACGGUGCAAGAGCGCGUCGAGAGAGAAGGCAGUUUUCUCUCCUCCCCUUCCUUUCUCUCCUUCCCCUGUCAGGGAAGGCCCAUACAAGCUGGAUUCGGUGCCACUUUAAAUGGAUUUACAGCGGGUGAACGAACAGCCUCGUACUUGCAAAGCGGUUGUCUGAGCCAUCUCUGGGCAGCCUCCUCCAGGAAAAUUUGUCCUUCUCCUCUGAAUAUUUUUAUUUUUCUUCCAGCCCGGGCCCUAGAAAAGUUUCAGAAAUAGAUAUGCUUGGGGUCAACACGAGAGGCGAGUGGAUUCUUGGUUUAAUUACGGAAGAGUGGAUCCUCAGUUUAGUUUCUGCUUGAACUGAAAGGAUGUGCCUGCAGAAAUCAGCACUGUCUUUUGCGUUGGGAAUAUCUUUAAUUGCACCUGCAAAAUCAAAACAGUGGCUGUUAUCCCUGACAGGAGUCUGCAGCCAUGCAAGAGACUACCUGGGUCCUACUCUGGGUUCUGCAUUGGCCUUUUUAUUCUCUCCCCCUGCCCCCAAGGGUGAAUUUCACCACCAGUGGUGGCAUUUUAGAGCACAAAGUACAGCUGUAUAUAAAUUCUGCAUAACUUUUUUUUAUCUUUUUAAGAUACUUGUGCAGCGCUUGCAUUAUUUUAAGCCGUGGGUAGAUGCAGAAUAGGUUGGGCAUUGUCCACCGUGGGGCUCACAGUCUUAAACCCCAUUUUACAGGUGAGGUAGCUGAGGCAU
Tachyglossus aculeatus (Australian echidna) is the source of this 4869-nucleotide messenger RNA. RefSeq names its product MIB E3 ubiquitin protein ligase 1 (gene MIB1). Gene Ontology annotation, molecular function: ubiquitin-protein transferase activity; protein binding; zinc ion binding. Bases 1 to 3021 code for a protein of 1006 amino acids. NCBI's taxonomy places the organism in Eukaryota, Metazoa, Chordata, Mammalia, Monotremata, Tachyglossidae. Gene Ontology annotation, biological process: protein ubiquitination. The transcript is spliced from 21 exons. Gene Ontology annotation, cellular component: cytoplasm. The record is from RefSeq and is a predicted model, not a curated record.